GCUUUUGAAAGCAAUAAAUGUGGAGAAAAUUUUAGCCAGAGCUCAGCCCAUAUAGUACAUCAGAAAACACAAACUGGAGAUAAAUUUGGUGAAUAUAAUGAAUGUACAAAUGCCCUCUACCAGAAAUUAGACUUUACAGCACAUCAGAGAAUUCACACAGAAGAUAAAUUCUACCUUUCUGAUGAACAUGGGAAAUGCAGAAAAUCCUUUUACCAGAAAGGACACCUCAUUCAGCAUCAGAGGCCCCACUCAGGAGAGAAACCUUACCAAUAUGAAGAAUGUGCGAAAUCCUUUUGUUCAAGUUCACAUCCUAUUCAGCAUCCUGGAACUUACAUGGGAUUCAAACUUUAUGAAUGUAAUGAAUGUGGGAAAGCUUUCUGUCAGAAUUCAAACCUCAGUAAACAUCUGAGAAUUCACACAAAAGAGAAACCUUGUGAUGAUAAUGGCUGUGGGAGAUCUUACAAGUUAGCCCUCAUAGGACACCAGAAAACAGAUGCAGAGAUGAAACUCUGUGAUGGCAGUGAAUAUGGGAAGACAUCACAUCUCAAAGGACAUCAGAGAAUUCUCAUGGGGGAGAAACCCUAUGAAUGUAUUGAAUGUGGGAAAACUUUCUCCAAGACAUCACAUCUCAGAGCACAUCAGAGAAUUCACACAGGUGAAAAACCCUAUGAAUGUGUUGAAUGUGAGAAAACUUUCUCUCACAAGACACACCUGAGUGUACAUCAGAGCGUUCAUAUGGGGGAGAAACCCUAUGAAUGUAAUGACUGUGGGAAAUCUUUUACCUAUAACUCAGCCCUGAGAGCACAUCAAAGAAUUCACACCGGUGAGAAGCCCUACGAAUGCAGUGACUGUGAGAAAACUUUUGCCCAUAAUUCAGCCCUCAGAGCACAUCACAGAAUUCACACGGGGGAGAAACCUUAUGAAUGUAAUGAAUGUGGAAGGUCUUUUGCCCAUAUUUCUGUUCUCAAGGCACAUCAAAGAAUUCACACAGGGGAGAAACCCUAUGAAUGUAAUGAAUGUGGGAGAUCUUUCACCUACAAUUCAGCCCUGAGAGCACAUCAGAGAAUUCACACAGGUAGAAAACCCUAUGAAUGUAGUGACUGUGAGAAAACUUUUGCCCAUAAUUCAGCCCUCAAAAUACAUCAGAGAAUUCAUACAGGGGAGAAACCAUAUGAAUGUAAUGAAUGUGAGAAAAUGUUUGCCCAUAAUUCAGCCCUUAGAGCACAUCAGAACAUCCAUACAGAGGAGAAACUCUAUGAGUGUAAUGAAUGUGGAAAAACUUUUUUCCAGAAGACACGCCUCAGUACACAUUGGAGGAUUCACACAGGGGAGAAACCCUAUGAAUGUAACAUAUGUGGGAAAACUUUUGUCUAUAAGGCAGCCCUCAUAGUGCAUCAAAGAAUUCACAUAGGGGAGAAACCCUAUGAAUGUAACGAAUGUGGGAAAACUUUCUCCCAAAGAACACACCUCUGUGCACAUCAGAGAAUUCAUACUGGGGAAAAACCCUAUGAGUGUAAUGAAUGUGGGAAAACGUUUGCUUAUAAUUCAGCCCUCAGGGCACAUCACAGAAUUCACACGGGGAAACCCUAUGAAUGUAAUGAAUGUGGGAAGACUUUCUCCAAGACAUCACAUCUUAGAGCACAUCUUAGAACUCACUCAGGGGAGAAACCCUAUGAAUGUAAUGAAUGUGGGAAAACCUUCUCUGAGAAGUCGUAUGUUAGUGCCCAUCAGAAAGUUCACACAGGGGAGAAACCCUAUGAAUGUAAUGUAUGUGGGAAGCCAUUUGCCCAUAAUUCAACCCUCAGAGUACAUCAAAGAAUUCACACAGGGGAGAAAUCUUAUGAAUGUAAUGAUUGUGGGAAAACGUUCUCCCAGAAAUCACACCUUAGUGCACACCAGAUAAUUCACAGAGGGGAGAAACCUUAUGAAUGUAACGAAUGCAGGAAAGCUUUUGCCCAAAAUUCAACUCUGAGAGUACACCAGAGAAUUCACACAGGGGAGAAACCCUAUGAAUGUGAUGAAUGUGGGAAAACUUUUGUCCGUAAGGCAGCUCUUAGAGUACAUCACACCAGAAUGCAUACCAGAGAGAAAACCCUAGCAUGUAAUGGAUUUGGGAAGUCCUGAAGGAAUGCAUCCCUUACUACACAUAGUGCAGAAACUCAUGUCACAUAGGCUGGAAACUUGUUUCCCUUAGCCAUUUCCUUUUCCAUUAGGCUCAUAGCUUGUCAAAAAAUGCCAUUCAUCCAGGUAGGACUGACCAUGGAAUGCGGUGCUAAUGAUACAUAUUACACUUAACCUUGGCUGUUAAAAAAAAAAUACCCCACAGUCUUUCUGGUGCAUAAGAUGGAUUGGAGGUUAUUUCUGCAGCAAACACGGGUCCUGUGUGUUGAAAACCAUAGAGCACAAGGUCAAGGAAGCUAGAGUCUGAAAAGCUGGAACAGAAUUCACUUCCGGGUCUGCACCAGGGUUUUGUUUUUGUUGCUUUAAAGUAAGAAUUAAGUUUAUAGUCUGUUAAGCUCUUGCAAGUUUGACUUAUGAGUUAAAUGCACAUAGUUUAACCUAAACUUUCUAUUAAAGUGAGAUGAAACCCUAUGAGUAUAAUGAGUUUGAGAAAAACUUAUCAGUUUAUUGUGCACCAGAGACUUCACAUGAAGAAGAAAACUUGUCAACAUCCAGGAUGAUCAGGAGCCUUCAUUAAAAAUCAGAAAAUUUAAGGAAAAACCCAGAAGCCUUCACAAAAUGAAUUGCAUUAAACAUCAAAUAAUUAUAAUAAAAUUUCAUAUUUUGAAUAAAUGACAUUUUUCCUAGGUAAUUUUUUCUGAGGAAAUAUGUCAGUUUUAGAAUUGGAGAUAAAAUAUUCACCUAGAACUGACAUACCAAAACUUCUGUUUUGUAGUAUCAAAAAUUUUAUAGAACAUAUAUAAGAAAAUAUUUGCCUAUGGACAAAUUCACUGUAGAAUGUGAAGUUAAACAUGGAAUAAUUUGAAUUCUGUGGAGAAUAUGAAUAAAUGUGAAUAGUCUGA
This is a messenger RNA of Piliocolobus tephrosceles (Ugandan red Colobus), 3023 nucleotides long. It is a transcript of the gene ZNF658, whose product is annotated as zinc finger protein 658. The record is from RefSeq and is a predicted model, not a curated record. Gene Ontology annotation, biological process: regulation of transcription by RNA polymerase II. Gene Ontology annotation, cellular component: nucleus. Lineage: Eukaryota; Metazoa; Chordata; Mammalia; Primates; Cercopithecidae. Gene Ontology annotation, molecular function: DNA-binding transcription factor activity, RNA polymerase II-specific; RNA polymerase II transcription regulatory region sequence-specific DNA binding.